ACUUCCCCUCCUUGCGGCUGACAGUAUUUUCGGCAUGGCUGACGGUCUGUUAGCGGAGUCGCUUCUUCAGCGGGUGGAGAAGGCAGACGGCGGCAUAGACAGCCAGGAUGUCGCGGCUAAUCUCGGCGUGGAGCACCAGCUUGUGGUCGGGGCCGUGAAGAGCUUGCAGUCCCUUGGGGAGGUGAUUUCCGCGGAGCAGCGCUCGUCCAAGCACUGGGAGCUGACGGAAGAGGGCAAGGAGAUUGCCGGGGAGGGCAGCCAUGAGGCGCGGGUGUUUGCUGCCAUACCAACCGAGGGCAUGCCCCAGAGUCAGCUCAUGAAACUCCCCAGCGGGAAGGUGGGCUUCAGCAAGGCCAUGUCCAACAAGUGGAUCCGUCUGGACAAGAACGCCGAGGGAGGCCCCCGCAUCUUCAGAGCGGUGGAGAGUAUUGAAGAUGCCGUGCAGGAGCGCCUCCUGCUGGUGCAGCGGGGCCAGGCGGACAGGCUGGAGGAGAAGGAGAAGAAUGAGCUCAAGAAGAGGAAGCUACUGAUGGAAGUGACGGUCAAGUCCUACUGGAUCACCAAGGGCAGCGCCUUCAGCACAAGGGUGUCCAGGCAGGAGACGGAGCUCACGCCCGAGAUGAUCGCCAGUGGCUCCUGGCGUGACAAGUCAUUCAAGCCCUACAACUUUGAGGCAAUGGGUAUCAUCCCAGACUGUGGACACCUGCACCCUCUCCUGAAGGUGCGCACCCAGUUCAGACAGAUCUUCCUGGAGAUGGGGUUCACGGAGAUGCCGACCAACAACUUCAUCGAGAGCUCCUUCUGGAACUUUGAUGCCCUUUUCCAACCCCAGCAGCACCCUGCCCGUGACCAACAUGAUACCUUCUUCCUGUCGGACCCGGCUCUGGCGCACGAGUUCCCACAGGAUUACCUGGAGAGAGUCCGCAAGGUCCACUCGGAGGGGGGCUUCGGCUCGCAGGGAUACAAGUACGACUGGAAGAUCGAGGAGGCGCAGAAGAACAUCCUGCGGACGCACACGACGGCCGUGAGCGCUCGCAUGUUGUACCGCCUUUCUCAGCAGGAGGUUUUCACUCCGGUGAAGUAUUUCUCCAUUGACCGUGUCUUCCGGAACGAGACGUUGGAUGCCACUCACCUGGCAGAGUUCCAUCAGAUCGAGGGGGUGGUGGCUGACUAUGGGCUAACCCUGGGUGACCUUAUGGGCAUUCUUCACCAGUUCUUCACCAAACUGGGGAUCACCAAACUGCGCUUCAAGCCAGCCUACAAUCCCUACACUGAGCCCAGCAUGGAGGUCUUCAGCUACCAUGAAGGCCUGAAGAAGUGGGUGGAAGUGGGUAACUCAGGGGUUUUCCGACCAGAGAUGCUGCUCCCAAUGGGGCUCCCUGAGGGAGUCUCCGUCAUUGCUUGGGGCCUGUCGCUGGAAAGGUAAGA
Lepisosteus oculatus (spotted gar) is the source of this 1428-nucleotide messenger RNA. NCBI's taxonomy places the organism in Eukaryota, Metazoa, Chordata, Actinopteri, Semionotiformes, Lepisosteidae. The record is from RefSeq and is a predicted model, not a curated record.